GGUUGAACUUAAGUGCAAUCCAAACGAACACACCUUUUGCUGACGUUCGCCUUAAUUACAGUGACGUCACGUAUCAGAUGAUUUGUGACGUAACUCGUAAAUGACCUUCCCUCUGCGCCACCAAGGUCUUACAUUACAUCAGUGGUCGUCGUUAAGAUCUACCACUGCCCUUUAGUGUAAGUGUUUUGUAAAUUCCUAUUUCACAUUCAGCAUGUCUUCGACAACGGCUAUGGCAAAUCCACCACCAGCCUUCUUUCAUGAUGAAUCUCAAUCAGAGCGUCUAGCAAGAAAGUCAAAGGAUGCACCAUUCUUCCCUAUUGCGAUUGGUAUAUGUGCGGUCACCUGUGCAUAUGGUGCAUACAUGUUUAAACGAAGAGGCAAAAUGAGUCCAAGUAUUUUUUUAAUGCAACUACGAGUUACUGCGCAAGGACUUGCCGUAGGAACACUUACCUUAGGUUUAGGUUAUACCAUGUACAAUGAACAUUUCGGAAAGGCUAAAAGUGAAAAGGAUUAGACGUGUUUAGUAUCAUAAAUUAAUAAGUAUUACUAAUUUAUUUAUUAGAAAAUUAAAUAAAUUCUAUAUUAAAUUGUGAAAAUUUAAUCCUUAAUCUUAAAUUUUACCAUCUUUUCCUUAUAGAGUUUGUCACCUUUGUAAACACAUUGGUAAUCAUUUCUGCAUCAUUCAUUUUCCGCUAUCACCUAUUAUGUAGUAGGUUAUAAUACGUGCAUACAGUUUCUGAUUAUUGUUUUCUCACUAAAUGAACACUGAUAAUUCUCGGAUCAAUAUGACGAUACGUACAAUUGACAUGCACAUGCGAAGGUACUGGAAUAUUUAUACCAGUGCAUACAUUGGGGUGAUGUAUUUAUAGCACAAACAGUUUAGCACUUUUAUGCAUAGUAAAUUUAACUACCGACAUCAUGUAUAGGUACUUAAAACAUCUAAAAUUCUAGAUACACAUAGUACAUGUAGGUAAUAUAUGAAAUGUUAGAUAAUGCUUUAAGUACCACAAUGAAUGUAUGUGUUCUAGUCUCUUAGUGAAAUCGGUCAUUUCAUGAAACGCUAACAAUUUGACGUGUUGGGUACAGUUUCCCUUUUCCUUUAAUGCAGUGUGUAAUCUAAUCUUGUUCACAAAAUUAAUUUAUUGAUUUAAAUAAAUAUAGCUAUAAGCACAUUA
Molecule: messenger RNA, 1175 nt
Organism: Photinus pyralis (common eastern firefly)
Lineage: Eukaryota; Metazoa; Arthropoda; Insecta; Coleoptera; Lampyridae
Product: HIG1 domain family member 1A, mitochondrial-like
Exons: 3
Coding region: 212-514 (100 amino acids)
Biological process (GO): mitochondrial respirasome assembly
Cellular component (GO): mitochondrion
Source: RefSeq, a predicted model, not a curated record